CAAAAAGGUGGUCAAUGCGGUUAGAGCCCUACCGAGAUUUGGCUACCCCGCUGUCGACGACGCAGAAACAUCCCAUCAUCCAGUCUUAUUCACCCACGUUGUGGAACAACACGAUACCACAGCCAGCCAGCAGUCUGCUGGAGGUUGCUGGUUUAUUGAUUAGCGCAUUGAAGGCACUGUGCUAUCGAUCAAGUACUGAACAUGGAAAAUUCAAUCUCUCUUUAGAUGCUAAGCUACUUUCUGGUUCGUCCCGAACAGCCGCAACCGAUUCCGAUGUGUUCCGUGCGGGAAGUCAAAGUCGCGCCAGCAAUGUGGUUGACCGUGUCUCGUUUUGCCUGAAAUCAAUGUUCUGCUUUCGCUCCGAGGGAAGUAUCACGCACAUGUUAGAUUAUCGCCGAUUCUCGGAGUUGCCAGGUGCUGCUAUCAAUCGCAUACCAGCUUCCUUUCCCGGAGAACAGCUGCGCAUGAUAGCCGCCUUUAAACUUGGAUGUCGAGAUAGCAAUGUCCCAUUCAUCUCGACCAGGACCCCCGAUCCAGCUUGUGUUUCGGUUGCCAUCAGCAACAUGGCCUAGACCUCGGGGCGACAACGUACACAAUCGAUCGUCGGGAGGAACUGGUAUGGUCAUAGCCCGAGGCUUAUGGUGUUGAGGUGGAUCAUUUUAGAAACACCUUUGUCUUGCUGGAAUAUUUAGGAAAAUACUGUGAGAGAUAAUUGCUAUGCCAUGCUCUUCCACCGGGCCAGCCAUUCGUGAGGAAUCAGCAGUAGUAGCAUCAACCACCGUUAUUUUGGAAAAUGUAUUCUCGGCAUGCAGCUUUGAGAACGUUCAGCUUCUCCUGCGACUGGAAGUAUACCUUCGCAUACGGCCUUCAUCU
Molecule: messenger RNA, 873 nt
Organism: Pseudomassariella vexata
Lineage: Eukaryota; Fungi; Ascomycota; Sordariomycetes; Amphisphaeriales; Pseudomassariaceae
Exons: 3
Coding region: 15-572 (185 amino acids)
Source: RefSeq, a predicted model, not a curated record